AUGCAAGAAUUCGAUAUUAAAGGGAAGCAAAUAGAGCAAUUACAAAGAUUUAUUGAAGCAAAGCAUAACAACGAGCGAAUAAUUGAUUACCUGCGAAAGCUAUUUGAUGAUCCAUAUAGAAAAUCAAGAAUCCUUUAUUUUCUUACGGAUGGGAAGUUAUCCAAUAGGAUUCAAGAUUUAAAUGGCAUAAAAAUGACAAUAUUUUAUGGAUUUAUGUUAAAGCUUAACUUAUGUAAGAAUAAUGAAGAAAAUUCGGAAGAAUUCAAUCAAAUUAUGUAUCUACUUAAAAGCAAAGACAUAACAUUGUCAAUCGAUGAAGUAAUGUCAUACCUUUCCAACAAAAACCUACUGACACAGCAAGUAAAAAGGCAAAUUUACAAUUUUCAAAAUCUUGGAAUUAACUUUUGGAGAACUAAAGAUCUCUUUUUGCAUAUAUCUACAACUCCUAGUGUUUAUGGUCGGAAUCUUCCAUCAAUAGCCGGAUAUGUUAUCGUUGAUUACUGUGCAGCCAAUCGAUUAUGUAGUGGCCAAUCACCUGAAGAUGCAAAAAUCAUCAACUCGUCGUACAUUACUGAUGACAAGUCAAGAAAGAUGCCUUGCAAUAAAUCCAGGCAACAAGCUGAAUUAAGACUUAAAAUCAAACUUGAUGAUGCAGAAGACGAUGCUACUACAAUCGAUAUCAAACUUUCUAAUUGUCGACAAGCAAUUUACUACGCAAUAAACCAAGGAUUCCAAAAUGCAAACUCAUCAAUCCCUCUUCUUAGAGAAAUGGGAUAUAUUUAUGGCACUGAUGCUGGAAUAGCUGCAAAAUUGGCCGCAAAAUCAAAAUCUGUUGCAGAUAGGAUCUUGGAAAAGCUCAGAGAAAGAUUUGUUGAAUUAUCCCUCCUGAAGUGGCAAUCAACCCCUUCAAUCGCUUCAAAAUUCAAUGAGAAUAUUCCUAAAUUAUAUAAUCAGUACAAAACAAUCAAAAUUUCCAAAUUUAUUGAAGAAAAAAUUUCAGAAAUUUCUGAGAUGCAGUUUGAACGCAUGAAAUAUGAUGUGUCAGCUAUUCCUGCUCUUUCUUCGAUCUCACAACAGCUCAAAACUUCGGCCGCAAAAAUAAUCGGAAUUUUAAGAACAGAAGGAACGCAUCAGGUCAGUUUGCCUCUCGCCCAUGCUUGUAUUUCAUCUGUAAUGCUCUUAAAUCAGUUAUCCAAGUUAAAUACAAUUCAAAAUGGCAAUUAUAGCGCAUUAGCUCUUGCAUCAUCAUUGGGAAUUACUGACAGUGAAUCUAAUUUGUUCCAACAGUUUAUUUGCAUAUUCACCAAGACUCUCAAGCUGUUUUCACCAAAUUCUUCUGAUUUUGAUGAAACAAUCGAAGAGAACAUUCGAGAGAUUUCAGGAAUAUGCAGAAUGUCACUUGAAGAAACCGCAACCCUCAUAGCUUAUGGCAGAAUCUUCCGGAGAGCAUUGAAAAAUUUCAAUUCUUCCAAUAAUCAGCCAGAUUCUUCUAUCCUAUUCGCAAAUAUAGAAAACAACACACUCAGCUUUGUUUUCAAUGGCAGAGAAAGAUAUAACGCAAUAAUUCCUUUGAAUUCAAUCAAAUAA
Trichomonas vaginalis G3 is the source of this 1587-nucleotide messenger RNA. RefSeq lists its product as uncharacterized. Bases 1 to 1587 code for a protein of 528 amino acids. NCBI's taxonomy places the organism in Eukaryota, Parabasalia, Trichomonadida, Trichomonadidae. The transcript has a single exon. The record is from RefSeq and is a predicted model, not a curated record.